AUGUCCAACUACUACCCGCAACAGUCCUACGGCCCCGGCCCUGGAACGGGCGCCCAGAACCUCCAAUUCUACCCCUCCUCCUACUCCCCCGCCGACGCCGUCUCGGGCCAUGCGACCCCACAACAGGCCUCGUACGGCUACGGAGGACAGCCCUCCGCGGGCCAGUUCGUCGGCGGCAGCGCCGCGGCGGCUUUUGGCGCGCCGCCAGGAGUCUCAGGCCGCAUGGGCGAGCAGGGCGGCCUGCGCACCGGCUGGCUGGCUGCCUUCUCGACCGAGGGCUAUGACGGCGAGCCGCCCUUGCUCGAGGAGCUAGGCGUUAACUUCGGACACAUCCAAGCAAAGACCCUCGCAGUCCUCAACCCCUUCCGCCGCAUCGACCAACACCUAAUGGACGACAGCGACCUCGCCGGCCCCCUCCUCUCCUUCCUUCUCUACGGCACCUUCCUACUCUUCGCCGGCAAGGUCCACUUCGGCUACAUCUACGGCCUCGCCCUCCUCGGCAGCACCUCGCUGCACAUCAUCCUCUCCCUCAUGACCCCGACCGACACCCACCCCUCGGCCUCGUCGCACCCGGCCGCGCCCCAGUACGGCGGUUCUGUCGGCGUCGGCGGCGGCUAUCCAGGCGCCCCCGUCGACCACGACCACCCCUCACGGGGCCACUUCUCCACCACCCUCACCUUUGCGCGCUCCAGCUCCGUGCUGGGCUACUGCCUCCUCCCCCUUGUCGCCACCAGCCUCUUCGGCAUUGUUAUGCCCAUGGACACCCCCCUCGGCAUCGUCCUAACCACAAUGGCCAUCCUGUGGUGCACCUACUCGGCCUCAGCCAUGUUUUGCGCCGUCGGCCGCAUGCGGGGCAUGCGCGGCCUUGUGGCCUAUCCUCUGGCGCUGUUCUACGUCGGCUUCGGCAUCAUGGGUAUCUUCAGCUCUAGGGGAAGCGGCGGUUCGCUGGCCAAGGCCGCGGCCGGCUUGAAGGGAUGA
This is a messenger RNA of Colletotrichum graminicola M1.001, 978 nucleotides long. RefSeq names its product Yip1 domain-containing protein. NCBI's taxonomy places the organism in Eukaryota, Fungi, Ascomycota, Sordariomycetes, Glomerellales, Glomerellaceae. Gene Ontology annotation, cellular component: trans-Golgi network. Gene Ontology annotation, biological process: endoplasmic reticulum to Golgi vesicle-mediated transport; vesicle fusion with Golgi apparatus. Bases 1 to 978 code for a protein of 325 amino acids. The transcript is spliced from 2 exons. The record is from RefSeq and is a predicted model, not a curated record.